Thrips palmi is the source of this 3421-nucleotide messenger RNA. RefSeq names its product ichor (gene ich). Gene Ontology annotation, molecular function: RNA polymerase II transcription regulatory region sequence-specific DNA binding; DNA-binding transcription factor activity, RNA polymerase II-specific. Bases 43 to 1557 code for a protein of 504 amino acids. NCBI's taxonomy places the organism in Eukaryota, Metazoa, Arthropoda, Insecta, Thysanoptera, Thripidae. Gene Ontology annotation, biological process: embryo development; embryonic pattern specification; regulation of transcription by RNA polymerase II. The record is from RefSeq and is a predicted model, not a curated record. The transcript has a single exon. Gene Ontology annotation, cellular component: nucleus.
CCCGCCAGCCGGGCCACCGCCGCCAGCUCCCCCGGCUACCCGAUGAAGUUCCAAGGCGGCGACUCGGAGCUGCUGGGCAUGCCGGCCGACUCGCUACUCAUGGGCUCCAUGACGUGCUGGGGGUCCGGACUCUCCGGACUGCCUAGCCCCGACCAGUACAAGCUGCUGCUGGACGAGGACAAGGGCUCCCUGGACUCGCUCGACUCCAAGGUGGCCAUGGACACGUUGGACAGCUUGCUCCUCUCCUCCACUGACGACGUCAACGACGUGGACGACGUCGUGACGGAGGACAACUUCGCCGAACUGAAGCCCCUGCCGCCGUUCACGGGCUACACAGGCCACCUCAGCAUCAACGGCAUCUCCGGCCACCACUAUCACACGAUAGCGGCGCCGCUGUCCCCGGACAUCGUGGAGACGAGCCUGGAGAACAACAACAACACCCAGGUGCAGAACCACAACCAUGUGCACACGUCGGACUCGGCGUCGACGGCGUCCACGGCGUCCAACGGCUCGAGCGUGGGGCUGUCCUACUACCAGGACCAGCACGUGGUGUCCUCGUCCACGGGCUGCGGCCUGGACUGCGGCGACAUCAAGGAGGAGGCCUCGGACUACACGAGCCUCCUGGACAACGAGGACAUCGCCGCGCUCAUCGGGUCGGCCAUCGCGGACACCACGGUGCCCAGCGUGGUGGACAGCGUCAACGACGUGGGCGACGCGUCACGGGACUCCUGGAUGGACCUGGACGCGUGGAUCGACACGGCCUGCUCCAACGACACCAAGUCCACCAUGCUGCCCGUGUCGCUGCAGGACUUCUCGGGCUCGCAGUUCUCCGUGAGCCCGCCCCCGCCCGCGCCCACGGCCACGCCGGUGUCGCAGGGCUCGCAGGGGUCGCAGGGGUCCGGGUCGACGCCCACCACGCUGCAGUCGCUGCUGGGCUACCCGGUGCAGCAGCAGCCCAUGCUGGUGAAGCGCGAGGCCACCACGUCGUGCUCCUCGUUCACGUCGAGCGGGCUGCUGGCCGUGAAGCGCGAGGCCACGACGUCGUCCUUCGCGGGGCCGCCGGGGCCGGCGUCGUCCCUGCUGCACAGCCGCCUGCAGAACGGGCCUCCCCCCGCGGCGCGCGCGCCGCCCAGCCCGCCCUCGCACGUGGUGUCCACGACGGACCCCAGCCACGGCCUGCGCUACCACUACUCGCCCACGUCCACCACGCCCAGCCCCGCCGGCAGCAAGAAGUCGCGGAACCGCAGCAAAAACAAGAACAGCAGCACCAGCUCGUCCAGCUCCGUGGCCUCCAGCUCCAGCCUGGUGUACACGGCGGACGGGCUGCUGGGCAAGGAGAAGCCCGUGCACCGGUGCAACAUCUGCUCGCGGGGCUUCCUCAACAAGAGCAACAUCAAGGUGCACCUGCGCACGCACACUGGCGAGAAGCCCUUCCGUUGCGAGGUGUGCGGCAAGGCGUUCCGGCAAAAGGCGCACCUGCUCAAGCACGCCAUGAUCCACAAGCGCAUCGGGCGCGACGACCCGCACGGCUACCCGCACGAACUGCGCUGCGACUAGCUAGCUAGCCGGACCAAAGUGCGACGUCGCCCGCAGUGAAAACGACUUGCUGUGCCGGCCGCGCUAGCGUGGCGUUGCGGUGUGACAGUGCGUUUGUGUGAGUGUGUGCGUGAGUGAGUGAGUGAGUGAGUGUGUGAACGUGGGUUUGCGGCUGUCCUGGUGUACAGUUUUUUAACGUAAUAUUUUAUUUCUCUUGUCGGUUGUGAUUCGCCUUGUUUUCUGUUGGCUAUGCUGUAAUUUAUUAUUCUGUUUUUUUUUUUGUUUGCAUAUUAUAUUUAAAUAGUUUUAAUGUGCGGUUGUAUUGAUGUUUCGUAGAUUAAAUUAAAACUCGGGUACCUUCUCUGACACCUUGGAAUCAGGCCGCACUACAACGAGGCCGCUAUGUCACUAAACAGCAAUCGCAAAUGAUAUUUGUCAAUUUUGAGUCUCUUAAAAUUAAUAUUAGGUUUUUAGCAUAAGGGCCCACACAAAUAUAAACAGUAUUAAACUUUUGAUGCGCCAAGUUGACAACAUUCAAGUUUUGAGCGUUGGGCAACUGCUUGUCCACCUGUUUACUCUUCUUCAGACGUGUAUGUUUGAGGUGAUAGCCUCCUAUUCUUUAACUUAUUUAUUUCCAAGCAGAAUAGUUUAACAGGCUAUCACGUCAAAUGUUCGAACAAGUUUCUGAAUGAAAAGAAAACGAAUGUCGAAAGCACUUUGGCCGUGUAGCUCCAGAGCUAGUUUUUAAUGGCGAAGGAUCUUCAUUUUAUUCGACAGUUAAGGUUUGAAUCGCGGGCUAGUAACCAAAGUGGUGCAUGACUGAGAUUAGAUGAUACUAACGGAAGCGUUGUUUGUCAUCGAAAUAAGCUCCUUUCGGAUUUUAUGAAUUGUGUGAAAAAUUCACUCUAAGGCGAUUUGUUAGUUUGUUUUUGUUCUUUGCCAGGACCGUACUAAAUCGUAAUGUUCUUAAUUAAUGCUUUACUGUGCGCUGUGGGCCGAUGGCGGCCGAUAGCCCAAUCGGGAACGAACCUCGCUAGUGGUCCCUCAGGGUGUUGGAUGCGCUGGGACGGGAGCUGAUCUCAACCCUGGAAUCUCCACUACGCAAGAUCAUCAAUUGUUGACUUUUUUACUUUUGUAUAUUGUUGUAUAAUUAAACCGUGCAAUCUCUUUGUGUUGAAAUUACUUGCUGAGUCUAAGACUGUGAUCGUCCCCGUCGCACAACCCUUCUUUGGGAAAUCGGUACUUUCAGUAUCGUUGGUACAAACUUCUACACUUCCCUUGUUUAAGGCCUAAUUUAUUGUUGGUAAAAGAAAUUAUUCUUCUCUCUAUGAACAGAUCUGAGACCCAAGUCUGAUGAGACACGUACUACAAUAUUGGUUCCAUCUUCAUAGAUUGUACAUAGAAAUAAAUAUUAUUUUGUAUACUUCUUGUAUAUACCUAGAUGAUAAAAAAUUAUUUAUAUAUUAUAAUAUGUUUCUAAUGUUUCUUUUUUUCCUGUAUGCUCUGUUGUCAUUACCUUCUUAAAGUAGCAGUCCUUGUCAUUGCAACACUGUACACUCUCCUUUAUGGCAAACACAACGAAUGUAAAAAUGCAAUUUUAUUUAUUUUGAGUAAAAGAUAUUGUGAUUUUUGAAACCGAUGUACUUCUGGAUUCUUUGUUGUCCCUCUGCAAUUUAGUAAAUUAAAAAUUUCGAUUUUGCAUGAAUUUGAGCCCUGUCGCAAAGCGUGGUUGUUCUCUCUCACUAAAAUUACAGAACGACCUACCGCCAAAAUUGUAACUUUUUAAACAAAAAAAAACAUGUACUUCCUAAAUUGCGACACCCAAGAUACCGCUGUACAUUGACUGUGUUGUUUUCUUUAUUAAAGUAAGAAGUUGUUGAACAAA